AUGAAUUCUUCAAAAGAAUCCUUAGACAAUUCAAUUAACGAUAUUAAUUUUUCCCAAGAAAUUUUCAAGCGUCUUCGACGAUCUAAAAAAAGAAAAAGUUCAAACUGUGUGUUAACAAAGUGUCGAAAUAUCGGAUUAUCUAAAAAGAAUGGAAUUUCAAAUGAAACCCGAUCGAAAACGAGCCAAAAAACUCAUUCGAAUAUCAUACACGAUAACUCGAAUGCAUCAUCAUCGAUUGUAUCAACUCAACAAUUACAAAAAUUAGAAUCAUGGGGUCUUCCACCAGGAGUUCUAGCGAAGUACGAGGAACGAGGUAUCAAAGAAAUGUUUCCGUGGCAAGUUGAGUGUCUGAGUAAUAUCAAAAUUUUAAAUGAGCAUGCAAAUUUAGUGUAUUCAGCUCCAACAUCGGCUGGUAAAACUCUUGUUGCUGAAAUUCUCGCAAUUAAAACUGUUUUAGAAAGACAACGAAAAGUUUUAAUAAUCUUGCCGUUUGUCUCAGUUGUACGAGAAAAAAUGUUCUAUUUUCAAGAUAUUUUUCGAUCGAACGGUGUACGCGUUGAAGGUUUUAUGGGUUCGUAUAAUCCUCCAGGUGGUUUUUCGAAAGUACAAGUUGCAAUUUGUACGAUUGAAAAAGCGAAUAACAUCGUAAAUCGUUUGUUAGAAGAUAAUAAUAUCGAGGAAAUCGGGGCAGUUGUUAUCGAUGAAUUACAUUUAUUAGGGGAUCCAAGUCGUGGAUAUUUACUAGAAUUACUCCUAACUAAAUUACUUUAUAUAUCGAAGAAAAAACCCGAAUUUAAAAUUCAAAUAAUCGGUAUGUCGGCAACGUUACCGAAUUUAAGUUCACUCUCAACAUGGUUAAAUGCCGAACUGUUUAAAACUGAUUUUCGACCAAUACCAUUACUCGAACAAUGUUACAUGAAUGGAGUACUUUAUGAUUCGAAAAUUGCGGUAAUUCGAAAAAUCGAACCACAUCCAGACAUACCGAAAGAUAUGGACAAUAUUAUCCAAUUCUGUCUCGAAACAAUUUAUUGUUCGUGUUCGGUUUUAAUUUUUUGUUCGGCAAAAAAUUGGUGUGAAACAUUAGCACAACAAAUUUCGAGUACAUUUCGACAGCUUGGUCGUUCCGAAUCACCGUUGGGUGUAUGUUUACGUGAACAAUUAAAAACCAAUUCGAUUAUCGAGGUUUUAGAACAGUUAAAACGUUGUCCAGUCGGUUUGGAUACGAUUUUAAAAAUAACCGUGUCUUUUGGAGUGGCUUUCCAUCAUGCCGGUUUAACAAUCGAUGAACGUGAUAUAAUCGAAGGGGGAUUUCGUAACGGAGCCAUUCGAGUACUGGUAGCGACAUCCACACUCUCAGCAGGGGUUAAUCUUCCAGCAAGACGUGUUAUAAUACGUUCCCCAAUGUUUGGUGGGAAACCAAUGGACACGUUAACAUAUCGACAAAUGAUCGGUCGUGCUGGAAGAAUGGGAAAAGAUACUGCAGGGGAAAGUAUACUUAUAUGCCAGAAAAAUGAGAAAUAUGCCGCAGAACAAUUACUUUCGGGGAACCUUAAACCGAUUUCGAGUUGCUUAGAAGGUUCUGGACGUUUGAAACGUGCCAUUCUUGAAGUAAUCGCAAGUGGGGUUGCAAUUUCACCAAAUGAUGUUAAAUUAUUCACCGAAUGCACUUUACUAGCGUCCAGUGAAAUUUUCGAUGAAAUUGAGAAUCCAAUCGAGGAGACCGUACAUUUUUUAUUACGCAACGAAUUUAUUCGCUUACAAAAAAGCGAAACAAAUCAAAUGCAAUAUGUUGCGACGUCCCUUGCAAAAGCAUGUUUAUCAUCCGCUAUGCCGCCGGAAGAAGGCUUAACGUUAUUUGCUGAGCUAGAAAAAGCAAGACAAUGUUUUGUUCUCGAAUCGGAGUUACAUAUCAUCUAUCUGGUUACUCCGUACAGUGCUUGCAAUCAAUGGGGAACUAUUGAUUGGAUGUUCUAUCAGAGUUUAUGGGACGAAUUAUCGCAAGCAGAUCAACGGGUUGGCGAAUUAAUUGGUAUCAGUGAGAGUUACAUUGCUCGUGCCAUGUCUGGGCGGAUAAAUAACUCAAAAUCUCAGCAUCGCUUGCAUAUACAUCGUCGAUUCUAUGUUGCGCUGGCACUUCGGGAAUUAGUUGAAGAAGUACCGCUUGCGACAGUUGCUGAGAAAUAUAAAUGUAAUCGAGGUUUAUUGCAAUCGCUACAACAAUCGGCGUCAACUUUUGCGGGAAUGGUGACAGCGUUUAGUAAGCAGUUAGGUUGGAGUAGCGUGGAAUUAUUGGUCUCACAAUUCCAGGAUCGUUUACAAUUCGGGGUCAGUCGUGAAUUACUCGAUUUAGCUCGAAUGCCAUCGCUUAAUGGAAUCUGUGCCCGAUUAUUAUUUAACGCGGGUAUCGAAACGAUUGUUAUACUUGCAUCGACCGAUGUAUGUACUUUAGAGAAUAUUCUAACGAGAGCUCUCCCCUUCGAAAGGGAAAACGAUGGAGAAACAGAUUACGAGAAACGUAAAAAAUUAAAAACCGUUUGGAUUAGUGGGAAAAAUGGUUUAACCGAACGUGAAGCGGCUGAAAUGUUAAUUAUUGAGGCACGGAAUUUCUUAAAAUAUGAGAUGGGUAUUGCUGAAGCUAAAUGGGAUACGGAAGUUAGUUCGAAUUCGACACAAAUCGAAACUGCGGAUACACUUGAUACGUCAACGAAACUUUAUGUUAGUUUAAAUUCGAUUACGCAAGCAUCGAAAAAUUCAACGCAAAACACAAGCGAUAAUCUUAAUGAGAAUGUAAUCGAUAAUUCUAAAUCAUUAACAUCGAAAACUUUCGAAGUAGAAAAGACUUUGGAAAACAUGAAUGAAAAUCUAAAUGAUAAUGUAAUCGAUAAUUCUGAUUUAUCAACAUCGAAGACACAAGAAAUUACUCCCGCGAUAAUUGAUAAUUCUUUACCUCGAACCUUUGUACUAGAAGAAAAUAAAGAAAACCAUUCCGAACUUGUUCAAAAUUCGUUACCUCGAACUUUUGUUUUAGAAAAUAAUGAAAUGAAAAUUAUCAACAAUAUUUGUGCAGAUGAGAAUUCGAAAUCUACUUCCUCGAAAACUAAUCAAAGCGUCGAUACGGUUUUGGAAAAAAUAAAUGAAACAAAUACCAUCGAAAAUGUACAAUUUAAUUCGAAAAUAUUUGAAUCUGAUUCCACGUUCGACAAUAUUUGUAUAGCUGGACACUUUUCCCCAAGAAGUAAUCCUGAAAAGGGCGAAACAAAAAUAAAUGAAUCGAAACUUUUUGGAAACGAUGAAAUUCAUUCUAAAAUGUUUGAAUCGGAUUCCAUGUUCAACAACAUUUGUGUAGCUGAGAAUUCGAAAUCUACUUCCUCGGAAACUAAUCAAAACGUCAAUACGAUUCUGGGAAGGAUAAAUGAAUCUAAAACCACCGAAAAUGCACAAUUUAAUUCGAACAAUAUUUCUAUAGCGGGAAAUUUAGAAUCGAAAACAACUACCCCAAGAAAUAAACAAAGUCCUACAAAGAGCGAAACAAAAAUAAUUGAAUACAAACCUUUCGAAAACGAUAAAAUCAAUUCGAAAAUGUUUGAAUCUGACUCCAUAUUCAACAAUAUUUCUGCAGCAGAGAAUUUAGUACCGAAGCAAACCUCACAAAUCGAUGGAGCAAAAUUAAAUGAAUCUAAACCUUUCGAAAAUGUUGAAAUCAACUCAAAAAUGUUUGAAUCUGAAUCUAUGUUGGAUAAUAUUUGUAUAACUGAAGUUUCUGAACAGAAAUCAAUCCCUUCUGGAAGCAUUCAUGGCCCCAAUAUGUCCGAAUUGCAACGAUCUACAGAAAAUCAUGAAAUCAUCAUCCGAAAUUUUGAAUCUGAAUCCAUGUCCGAAAAUGUUUCUACAAAAGAAGGCAAAAAAGUUUUGGAAUCAAAUUCAACUCCUCCCGUUACUAAAUCAAAUAAUUCAUCGUUUCAAACUCCAGAUAGUUUUAAUGAUGGAAUAUUCGACGAAACUCCAUCGGUUUUGAAUCGUGUACAACUUUGUGCCGAAGAAUUUGCUAAAGCUAGUGAUUAUUACGUGUUAGAAAAUAAUUUUUCGUCAAACAUAGAAUUUAAUAUUUCUGGUAUGAAUUUAAAAACAGCAAAAAGUUAUAAUUGGUCGACAUUGGAUAACGCACAAUUAACCGAUUUGGAAAAUAAUAAGACCGUAUUGAAUGAUACAAAUAAGAGUGGAAGUUUAUUCGACGAAAGUAUAUUAAUUACUUCGAAUAUUUGUCAAAUUUUAGAUAAUCAAAUCGAAAACCAAUUGAAAAAUAACUUAGACUCGAAAGAAGAAUUACAAGUUGAUGAAAAUCACCUAAAAAAUUCAUUUUUAGAGCAAGCAUUUGAUAGUUUUACAAUUUCAAAUAAUUCGAAAAGUUUAGACGAUGACAUUGUAUUAAAUUCGAACGAUGAAUCCAUGGAGAGUCCAUGUUUCGAUCGAACGGGAAAAUCAACGUCCAAAUUACAUGAAAAUACUAAAAGAAAAUUAUUGUUAAUUAACAAAACAAUGAAAAGUGUAAUAGUGACAAAUAAUAAACGUGUUUUAAAAACAAUUAAUAAAGAUAAAAAAGAUCAAAUUGAGACAAUAAAACACAAUAAAGAUAAAAUUGAGACAGUAAAUUCACCAAUGGCUUGUGAAAAAUUUAUUAAGAGUAAAAGUGAAAUUGGAAAUCGUAUGAUACGGUAUCGUAGUGGAUUGAAAAAUGAAAAUUCAAAUACGAAGAAAGUGAAUCGAUUUGUAAUUAAUGAUCGUCAAGUAAUUGGAUUUUCCGUGUAUUGUGAAUAUAAUAUUGUGUAUUUUUUUUCGCUGAGCGCAGACGCAUUUGUACCUGAAAAUGAAAUAUUGGAAUUUUUUCAAAAAUUAUUUUUGAACAAGGAAUUAACUGUUUAUCAAUUCGAUGCCAAAGAACAGAUUAAAUUAUUGUUACAGUUAAACUUUUCUAUUCAAUGUAAAUAUCUUGAUCCAAAAAUUAUUGAAUGGCUUUUUGAUCCAGAAAAUCGGGCACAAAGUUUUCAUAAUUUGAUUCGAAAUUAUUCACCCGAAUUGAAAGAUUUAGCAAAAUCAGCUGGAAAAAGUAAUUAUCAAGAAAGUAUCGCAUUGAACAUCGAUAGUUCUAUAUCUGGAAAAUUAAGAUCGGCCACGGAAGCACUCUGCACUUGGCAUGUAAUUGAAGCACAACAAUCGAAAAUCAUCCAACAGAAAUGGAACAUGAAGAAAAUUUUAGAUGUGGAAAUGGGUACGAUCAUAUGUUUAGCAAAUAUGGAAGUGAUUGGAUUUGGUGUGAAUACUGAACAAUUGGAUCAGAUAUUGUCAAUUGUUCAAGAAAAAAUGGCGGACAUAGAAACCGAAUGUUAUUCAUUAGUGGGCAGACAUUUCUCACUGGCAUCAUCAACGGAGGUGGCGAAAGUAUUAAAAUUUGCCAAAACCCGUACGAAAGUCUCAACGAAUAAACAAGUAUUAGAAAAAUUAGAAAAUCCACUGGCGGCGCUAAUAAUAUUAUGGAGGAAAUUAAACGCAAUUCUAACAAAAACAUUGUUUCCAGUGUUGCGUGAAAUUAACGGAUCUCGAAUCUAUUGUUGUAGCGAUAGCUUUAACGCAACCGGACGAAUCACAAUGUACGAACCGAGUUUACAAAGUAUACCGCGAGACUUUGAGAUCCCGAUCAAUGAUUCGAUAUUAAUGUUAAGUGUUCGAAGUGCAUUUGUACCGAAAGAUGGAUAUGUGUUAAUUUCAGCCGAUUACUGUCAGUUAGAAUUACGUUUGCUGGCAUAUUUUUCGAAGGAUAAACGAUUGUGUGCGAUUAUGCAUUCGGAUGAUGAUGUCUUUCAAUUAAUCGCUGCUAAAUGGAAUCGAAUUCCAAUUGAUGAGGUGGACGAUGUUACACGAAAUCGAGCGAAACAAUUAUGUUACGGAAUUAUUUAUGGUAUGGGUGUGAAAACUUUAAGUGAUCAAUUGGAAAUCGAUGAAAAUCAAGCGACCGAAAUGAUAGAAUCAUUUAAAAAUACUUAUCCGAAAAUACGUGAUUUUAUUGAGGCUACCAUUGAGAAUUGUCGUAAAGUGGGUUAUGUUGAAACGUUAUACGGACGUCGCAGAUAUUUGGAACAUAUCAACAAAUCAAAUUCCUUGAAAAGUCAAGCAGAACGGCAAGCUGUCAAUACAACAAUUCAAGGAUCUGCAGCGGAUAUUGCAAAAACAGCAAUGGUUCGAAUUCAUAAAACUUUACAGGAGCAAUACGAUGAAACGGAAAAUGUCGCUAAUUUAGUUCUACAUAUGCACGAUGAAUUAAUUUACGAAGCGAAAAUAACCGAAUUAAAUUCGGUUAUGGUCAUUAUUAAACAUUGUAUGGAAUCCGCUGUACAUUUAUCUGUUCCGUUUCCUGUGAAAAUUAAAUAUGGUUAUUCGUGGGGUGAAAUGGAGGUUGUUGAUAAUGUAGCAGAACAUCGAAGUCGGUAA
Molecule: messenger RNA, 6483 nt
Organism: Chrysoperla carnea
Lineage: Eukaryota; Metazoa; Arthropoda; Insecta; Neuroptera; Chrysopidae
Product: DNA polymerase theta-like
Exons: 7
Coding region: 1-6483 (2160 amino acids)
Biological process (GO): double-strand break repair via alternative nonhomologous end joining; DNA-templated DNA replication
Molecular function (GO): DNA-directed DNA polymerase activity; DNA binding; ATP binding
Source: RefSeq, a predicted model, not a curated record